Brenthis ino (lesser marbled fritillary) is the source of this 1356-nucleotide messenger RNA. The record is from the annotation of a GenBank genome assembly. Lineage: Eukaryota; Metazoa; Arthropoda; Insecta; Lepidoptera; Nymphalidae.
AUGAAUAAAAUUGCUUUUAUUACACUUGAAACUUAUACUAGGUGUCGUGGGUGGGGUGUUUGUUUUAAAAGCUUCAAAAUGGCAGAACUGGCAGCUUUGCUCCAAACCGACAUUCCAGAAGGACGAAACCACCUCACUGACAGUCAUACAAAUCUUGAAAGAGUGGCAGAAUAUUGUGAAGCCAAUUACUUUCAAUCUGAAAAUAAGAGACUUGCUUUAGAAAGCACCAAGAACUAUACAACACAAUCAUUGGCUAGCGUUGCUUAUCAAAUCAAUACCCUUGCAUAUAACUUCCUCCAACUUCUAGAAUUACAGACUAUGCAAUUGGCAGAAAUGGAAGGUCAAAUGAACCACAUUGCACAAACAGUUGCUAUACAUAAAGAGAAAGUAGCUAGAAGGGAAAUAGGAGUCCUAACUGCAAAUAAAGUGACUAAUCGGCAAUAUAAAAUUAUUGCACCAGCAAAUCCAGAGAAGCCAAUAAAAUAUGUGCGAAAAGGAAUUGAUUAUUCUGCUCUUGAUGAUAUUGGGCAUGGAGCACGCUGGAACAAUGGCAGCACAGGAACACCACGAGGCCGUCGGUCAGGAUCUGCACCAGGAGCUGGUCCUCUUCCUGCACCAACAACAAAGCCACCUACUCCUCCAGCUGUUGUACGUUCAGCAUCUGCUGCUAAUACUGGCACUCUUGGACGAGGAACACUUGGCAAGUCUUCCCGCGAGUAUCGUACGCCGCCUGCGGUGGCGCCGCCUCAGGUGCCUUCGCACUACGCGCCCAACUACCCGCGCCGUCCACCAGGUUACUCUACACUGCCGGUUACACAACCACAAGUGGGCAUGGUUCACCCAAAUCAACACCAAUCCCCAUCCAACUACUCCCAACAGGAUCUUCAUUCGAGCAUGCCACCUCCACCGUCUCCACUUAUUGGUUCUGAUGGAGAGCACAGCCAGCACUCCAUGAGCCUGCCUGGACAUCGCGCGUCGUCGUCGUCGGCGUCGGGCGGCGGGUCGGCGCGCGGCGGGUCGGUGUCGCCGCCGCUGCCGCCGCCGCCGCUGGACGACGAGCUCGCCGCCGACGCCUUCGGCCGGCCGCUACACAUACAGAACAAGAUGGGCACUCAGUACACAAACGCUGUGCCGGCCAUCGUGCCUGACGAGGAAGAUUUACCUGGAUGGGUGCCUAAGAACUACAUCGAAAAAGUGGUAGCCAUAUACGACUACUACGCGGACAAAGAAGACGAGCUGUCGUUCCAAGAGAGCGCAGUUAUCUACGUGUUGAAGAAAAACGACGAUGGUUGGUGGGAGGGCGUCAUGGACGGCGUCACGGGACUCUUCCCCGGCAACUACGUCGAGCCUUGCGUC